Molecule: messenger RNA, 3550 nt
Organism: Schistocerca nitens (vagrant locust)
Lineage: Eukaryota; Metazoa; Arthropoda; Insecta; Orthoptera; Acrididae
Product: aquaporin AQPAn.G-like
Exons: 7
Coding region: 424-1254 (276 amino acids)
Biological process (GO): transmembrane transport
Cellular component (GO): plasma membrane
Molecular function (GO): water channel activity
Source: RefSeq, a predicted model, not a curated record
GCGCGGACACCUCCCCGCCAGCAGCACGACCCGCGGCGCGCACGCGCACUAGCUCCGCGGCCGGCGCGUCUUCUGCCGCUCUCGUUUCAGAGGCAGCUGCAGACACACACAACAGCUCCUUCCUCUCUCUGUCUCUCUCCUAACUAGUCCGUACUUUGUGAUCACAGCUCCAUCUGAAAUACCGCCACUUGAUGAAUAGGGAACAGAGGAAUAUGGACCCCGCUACACGGAGCUCACCUCGUGAUUAGAUACCGCUCCACGUCGAUAUUCGGAUCCUAUCAGUCUGUGAUUUAGUGGCCUGUUAAUUCCGGCGAUAGCUACGGAUUCGCUAGAUUUCGGCUUUCCACCUGCAGAUUCCAGACAUCGCGGCGAUAACGACCUACCACUGGAGGACGUCCUAGUCGCUGACACCACCACAACACCAUGCCUCUAGCGUUGAGGGCGGCGUUCGGGCGGGACCCUGACACGGGCUCGCUGUUCGGCAAGCUAUCGCCGCGCCGCAUGCUGGUGGUGUUCUGCGCCGAGCUGCUGGGCACCGCGCUCCUGCUCUUCAUGGGCUGCAUGGGCACCGUCACCGGAGUCUCCGACGCGACCUCCAGUCCGCUGCAGAUCUCCAUUGCCUUCGGCAUGACCGUCGCCUCCAUCAUACAGAUCAUCGGGCACAUAUCGGUGGCGCACAUCAACCCGUCGGUGACGCUGUGCGCCGUGCUGCGUGGUGACCUCAACCUGGCGGCGGCAUUCCUCUACUUCGUGGCGCAGAACAUCGGCGCCAUCCUCGGCUUCGGCCUCCUACUGUCGGUGACGCCAUCCUCGGCGGUGUGUGAGUGCACGACGGUACCGGCGAAGUCGCUGUCGGCGCUGCAGUCUGUGCUGGUGGAGGCCGGCAUGACAGCGGUACUCAUCUUCCUGUGCCACGGCGUCUGGGACGCGCGCAACGCCCGCAACACCGACUCCACGCCCCUUAAGUUCGGCUUCCUCGUCGCCGCCGUCUCCAUGGUAGCGGGUCCGUACACAGGUGCCAGUAUGAACCCAGCUAGAACACUAGGACCAGCCGUAUGGAGAGGGGAAUGGACGCAACAUUGGGUGUACUGGGUGGGCCCGCUGCUGGGAUCUGCAGUCGCCUCGCUGCUCUAUCUGACGCUCUUUGACGCGAAGCCCGCCGCGCCCACAGCUUCCCGCAACCGCCGCGGCGUCGAGGAUGGCGCUGCAGGCGGUGCAGGCACCGAGAAGGCAGAGUCCAUCCCACUCAACUAGAACAGCCGCCGAGUAGAGGCUGCCACACUGCAGAGUCCAUGACAGGGGAGCCCGUCUGCUCCAGACCCCAGCGUGCCGUCGCCUCCUGCUCUUCCAUGCCACAGCUUCAUCAUCAUUAUCCUCCGCUGCUCCAUUUGGUAAAAGAAAAGUGUUCUGUGGGCAUAUCUUUGCUACUGUUGAUCGGUUAGUCACUUACAGCCGAUGACGGUAGUUUACAACGUCAUCACUUCGACUGACGCUUUGAAGACAUUGAUUUUUGUUCUCACACCCAGUCACUGUGCUUUAUGCAUAGUAGAGUCAUUUCUGCUGAAACGACUCAGUUCUGAUCGACAAGGGAUUUUAGCCACACAUUCAUCACCUGAAAAUAUUCGUUUGCCAGAUCACAAGAAAGUAGCAUUCUAUAUCGACAAAUUUUUAUCAAGAGCACUGCUUUGUUCCAAAUUGUUGAGUUGCAAUUUUUUGAUUCGGAAUGUAACUUCAAGCUCAGUCAGCAAACGUUGCCACUCCAAAAAAAUUCCAGGGACUAGUAUCGAACCCAAAACGCCUUGCUUAAAGUUACGGCCCGAAGAGAGCACUCGUAAGUCUAAUAAUGGCGAUUCUCUUCUGAAACCCAUUGAUCCGGAAACCAUUUUUCUAUAAACCGUAAAACUUGCAACAAAAAAUCUCGAUAGAACUAGAAAACAUAACUAUUCGGAAUCGCUAAACUUUCGAACAUCAAGUAGUAACUCUUCGGAAUUUCAGACGAUAAUAAUUAUGCAGAAGGCAAAAAGUGUGGUGGUUCUGCAGAUCGUUACCAACUCUAACUGAAUAUUCUUCGAUUGCGUGAGACACUGGCUAUACGAAAGGUGAAAUACAUCACAUGUGAUUAUCUCCUUUAAUUCAUUCAGUGGCAGUGUUAUUCUGGAAUCACUAGAAAGUGCCAUGUCUUCAUAUGUAAUUAGUGUUCACUUUUCCUUUCACACAGGAGUCGUCCGCUAUAUUAUCUUAUAAAAGAUAUAUUGGUUGAAUUUUAUCUCACUCUGCUGUGGCCAAGCAGUCAAUAGCACAGAUACAUUCUCCAGCUCUGGAGCUUCGGAGCUAAUGCUCUUGUGGAGAAACUAACUUUUAAUGCUUGCUUGAGCAUCGGAUAGCAACAUGCCUGGUCCACAACUGUACCUUGAUAAACUGCGUGAUCUUCCCCCCUGUAGACACAGUCUACUGAUUGGGUCAUGAUGAUUUUCCAAGAAGGGAACUUGUACAUGACUAGUAAUCACAAACAGCCUCAUUUAUACUGCAGCUAUCACAUAACUGAAACACAUUACUCUUCCUCAGGACAGGAAGUCAUCCGUUAUAUUACUGUAGAAUUAGUUUUUUAUUAACAGUUCACACCAUUAACAAGGACCAUCAGAAAUUUGUAUCGUAUUGUAACAGAGUACAAGACGUAGUUUUUGUGUCGAUUUCAGUUUUUCUGAACAUUUGUCUUCAACACGAGUGGUGAAGGGCAGAUGACUUCUUCCACAGUUCUAUAUAUAUCGUUAGUAUCUUCUUUGUGAAUGAAGUUACAGUGUAUGUAAAAAUAUACAACGAAUAACCCUCAAAAUAGAUAGACAUAUACGGCCAGCUAAUACACCAUGCAAUGUUACGGACUGACCUACUGUAAGUAAUGUGAAGUCAAUCGCCUGAUCAUCCUACAUAUGACGGGAAUGUACUGGAUGCAAAAGACUAAUGAAGGAUAAAGUCAAAAUAUUUCCAAAAAAUAAAUUUCUUGGAUAAUAUCACAUUUGGUAUUGAAUUCUCACGUAUUUAACCGAGUGGCACACAAAAAAAAAAAAAAAAAAAAAAGAGUUCGAAAUCAUCAUAUUCCAGGAUAAUCUAAAGGCAAGCAUUAAUAAUCAUAGUUCUUCAGAUGACCGUAUCAUUCAAUAAGAAGACUAAUUGCUGCCAUGUUUCUUUAAUUUGCACAAAUAAAACACUAUUUGCAGCCAUUUUCAUGAAGUAUGAUACUUUUUUUAUGUACUGAAGAAAGAGGUUGUUAAGACGGAUACAAAUUAAAUUCUUGGUGAUGAAUGCGUGAGUACUACUUUUUAAGCAACUUUUAUUGUGUGCAAACAUUAUAUCGUUAUAUAGUUUUUUCAUGUCCAUCUUCUGUGCCAAUUGUUAUGUGCUAAAAAUUAGCGUCUAUGUGUCAAUAUUUGUAGUGACAUUAAAUCUGCCAUGUAAUCAUCGUUGUCUGUGUUAAAGCUCAUGAAUAGCUCUAAAACAAAUUUUAUAUGUGUCUUUUGAAGUAAAAGGAUUAAAUAUGUUGUUUGUUAUCAAA